AUGCUUUUCUCCCGAGCCCUCUUCUUCUCUUCGCUCAUCCUUCUGGUUACUGCCGAGGGGGAUGCUGUCUUUAAAGGUCUCUCCGGACAAGGUCGUUCCAGGACGCCGACGUCCACCAGCAAGCUCAUGUCGCGACGAGACCUCAAUAAGCGCUGUAUAGGAACCUGUGAAGAAUGCUUCGGUGCCGGCUACACACUCUGCCCCGGAAGCGACAUCUUUUGCUAUUUGCCUGGAGAUGCGACCUAUGGCCUGGAUUCCUGCUCUUCCGGCUCCGACGGCUCCGACAGCGGCCUCACGACUGCUACUGCUUCUGCAUCGGCACCGACUUCCACCAGCACCAGCGGCAUCGACGACCUCUGUUACCAGGCGGGGGCGACUUGCGUGUCAUGCUUCGGGUCUGGUUAUCUUGGCUGCCCGGAUGGAUACCAUUGCUACAAUCCAUCGGAUCCUUCGUACGAUACCUGCCCCGACGACGGCUCAAGUUACGGCGGCAGUGACAACAGCACUACUACAACGGCGAGCUGCAGUGAUCUCUAUGGCGAAGGGAAUAUCCCUUGCGGCACAGAUUCGUGCUAUAAUCCCGACGACGGCGAAUCCUGCUGUGCCGGAGGAUACUAUUGUGAAGCAGGGUAUUCAUGUUCAAGCACCCUUGGAAAAUGUUCCUACGGUAGUGGCGGCUCGUUGGGCGGCUCCUCUUCCGAUACCACCACAUCCAACUACAUCUAUGCGACGCCUACCGAUGGCUUGGUCUACAGCACUCCGAGCUCUGUUGCGACGGCUACCACCAGUGACUCUACGACUUUACAGACCGGAGUCAAUCAGCUCUCUGACGCGAGCGACGCCAGCACACUCAUGGCUGCCAAGGGAUUGUUGAUUGCAGCUGGGUUUGGUGCAUUGGUGCUAUAG
This is a messenger RNA of Fonsecaea erecta, 906 nucleotides long. RefSeq lists its product as hypothetical. The coding region runs from base 1 to 906 and encodes 301 amino acids. The record is from RefSeq and is a predicted model, not a curated record. The transcript is spliced from 2 exons. NCBI's taxonomy places the organism in Eukaryota, Fungi, Ascomycota, Eurotiomycetes, Chaetothyriales, Herpotrichiellaceae.